GUGCCUGUCUGCCCAAAUCAAACAGGUUGCUCAUUGAGCAUAAUAGGCUGAAUCUAGCAGAAUACUGACAGCUGUCACUGAGAAUAGAAGGGCAUAAGCCGUCAACAGUAGCCUGUGCAAACCGGCAAUAUUAUAAUUAUUAAAUAUUACCACUCAACACAAGAUACCCUGUCAGAACUGGACAAAGCUCUUACACAGCUUCAGUAACCAGCAGAGACGUUAGGUGUUGGCCUCCAACAGAGACACCAUGAGUGAGCAGAGAGGGGUGACCCUGUUCCUUCUCUACACGGUCUGGGCUUCACUCCUACUGGUGGGGACUAGGGCUGAUGACAGUAUUACUGUGAGGCUGGUGGAUAGUGGGCGUCCCUGUGCUGGGAGAGUGGAGGUUCUCCAUGAAGGACAGUGGGGGACAGUGUGUGAUGAUGGCUGGGAUAUGGCUGAUGCUGAGGUGGUGUGUAGACAGCUGGGCUGUGGAGCUGCUGUAGAAGCUCUGCAAUCUGCUUACUUUGGAUCUGGGGAUGGAACAAUCUGGAUGAGUGAUGUGUCCUGCAAUGGUUCAGAGUCCACACUGAAGGACUGUGAUUUGAAAGGAUGGGGUAAUCAUAUCUGUCAUCAUAAAGAAGAUGCUGGAGUCAUAUGCAUAGGCAACCGUGACGUGAGACUGGUGGAAGGUAGCAGUCACUGUGAGGGGAGAGUGGAGGUUUUCCAUGAAGGACAGUGGGGGACAGUGUGUGAUGAUGGCUGGGAUGUGACUGACGCUCAGGUGGUGUGUAGACAGCUGGAUUGUGGAGAUGCUGUGGGAGCUCUGACUUCUGCUCAAUUUGGACACGGGAGCGGAAAAAUCUGGAUGAGUCAAGUGUCCUGCAAUGGGUCGGAGUCCUCGCUGGAGAGCUGUACAUCAGCAGGUUGGGGUGAAAACAGCUGCGGUCAUAAAGAGGAUGCUGGAGUGAUUUGCUCAGUAAGUCGUGGUGUGAGGCUGGUGGGUGGCGGCAGCACCUGUGAUGGGAGAGUGGAAGUUUACCAUCAAGCACAGUGGGGGACGGUGUGCGACGAUAACUGGGAUAUGACUGAUGCUGAGGUGGUGUGUAAACAGCUGGGCUGUGGAGAUGCUGUAGAAGCACUACGUGAUGCUCACUUUGGACGCGGGACGGGACAUAUCUGGAUGGAUGAGGUGUCUUGUAAUGGAUCAGAGUCCUCACUGAAGGACUGUGCUUCCAGAGGAUGGGGGAUGAGUAACUGUGGUCAUAAAGAAGAUGCUGGAGUCAUAUGUUCAGGCAGUCGUGAUGUGAGGUUGAAGGAUGGUAGCAGUCACUGUGAGGGAAGAGUGGAGGUUCUCCAUGAAGGACAGUGGGGGACAGUGUGUAAUGAUGGCUGGGAUAUGACUGAUGCUGAGGUGGUGUGUAAACAGCUGAGUUGUGGGACUGCUGUGAAAGCACCGCGUGAUGCUCACUUUGGAAAUGGAACUGGGCCAAUCUUUAUGAGCGAUGUGUCCUGCGAUGGGUCAGAGUCCUCUCUGAAGAGCUGCAAAUCAGCAGGUCAGGGUGAACACAGCUGCAGUCAUGCAGAGGAUGCUGCAGUCAUCUGCACAGGCAGCCGUCAACUGAGGCUGGUGGAUGGUGGCAGUCCCUGUGCUGGGAGAGUGGAGGUUCAACAUAAUAGCCAAUGGGGAACAGUGUGUAAUGAUGGCUGGGAUAUGGCUGAUGCUGAGGUGGUGUGUAGACAGCUGGGCUGUGGAGCUGCUGUAGAAGCAGUGAGUUCUGCUCUGUUUGGACCUGGGGAUGGAACAAUCUGGCUGGAUGAUGUGGCCUGCAAUGGGUCUGAGACCUCACUGAAGGACUGUGGCUCAAGAGGAUGGGGUAACCAUGACUGUCAUCAUAAAGAGGAUGCUGGUGCCAUAUGCUCAGAUGUGAGGCUGACGACUGGUGCCAGUCGCUGUGAGGGGAGAGUGGAGGUUCUCCAUGAAGGACAGUGGGGGACAGUGUGUGAUAACAGCUGGGAUCUGGCUGAUGCUGAGGUGGUGUGUAGACAGCUGGACUGUGGGACCGCUUUGGAAGCACUACGCGGUGCUAAGUUUGGUUCUGGGGCAGGGGAAAUCUGGAUGAGCGAUGUGUCCUGCGAUGGGUCAGAGUCCUCUCUGAAGAGCUGCAAAUCAGCAGGUCAGGGUGAACACAGCUGCAGUCAUGCAGAGGAUGCUGCAGUCAUCUGCACAGGCAAGCGUGACCUGAGGCUUGUGGAUGGUGGCAGUCGCUGUGCUGGGAGAGUGGAGGUUCUCCAUAAAGGACAGUGGGGCACAGUGUGUGAUGAUGACUGGGAUUUGAAAGAUGCUGAGGUGGUGUGUAGACAGCUGGGCUGUGGAGCUGCGUUAGAAGCUCCGGGUUCUGCUCACUUUGGGUCUGGAGAUGGGAGAAUUUGGAUGGAUAAAGUGGCCUGCAGUGGGUCAGAGGCCUUUCUGAAAAACUGUCACUCAGCAGGUUGGCAUCUACACGUCUGCAGUCACAAGGAGGACGCUGGAGUGAUCUGCUCAGAUCACCCAAAGAAAGAGGAGGCGUAACAUCACAAUCAAUUGGUGGGCACCAUCCCAAUCAUCAGCCUCAUGCCUCAUCAGAAAGACCAAAUCAGCCAGGCCUGAGGCUCUGUCUGUGACAGGUGUCUCUACAAUGAACAGCCUUUACAUUCAAAACACACUGCAUACUAAAACCAAUACAGGACAGCAGUGGAAGGAGUGAUCUUGUUUGUUAUUU
Messenger RNA from Megalops cyprinoides (Indo-Pacific tarpon), 2741 nucleotides. RefSeq names its product deleted in malignant brain tumors 1 protein-like. The coding region runs from base 248 to 2551 and encodes 767 amino acids. The record is from RefSeq and is a predicted model, not a curated record. NCBI's taxonomy places the organism in Eukaryota, Metazoa, Chordata, Actinopteri, Elopiformes, Megalopidae. The transcript has 10 exons. Gene Ontology annotation, cellular component: membrane.